AAAUCUUCAUUCAUCCUGAUGUGUGUAUGUGUGUUUGUGUACAUUCCUGUUUCUAUGUGUGUAUCCACUAAAUGACACUAUGAUUAUCUCCCGGUUAUCUUAUACUCUGUACGUGUGAGUGUGUUUGUGUGUCUCUGUGUGGGCUUCCCUGUUACUCUAUCUGACCUCCAUGUACUGCAGCUGCUGCUGUCAAUCAAACUGAGAGUAAAAUACACAAGAGACCAAUGAGAGGGAGCCCAACACACUCACUUCAACUUCAUCUUAUAAGGAAUUAUCAAACACAACACAAGAGGACAGACAUGGAUCAGAGUGGAACCGGUGACAAGGAAGUAUCGGCAGAUGUCGAGCUGGCCACAGACAUCAUGAAGAGACAUUACCGUCCAUCGCUGAUCAAAACACAAGCGUGGGAAGGUUAUACCUUUGCAGACAUGGAGAUUAAAAUCAUUGAAUCCACAGACUGCUAUGGUGCUGUGCUGUGGCCUUCUGCCAUGGUGUUGUGCCAUUUCUUAGACACUCACCGUGAUGAAUAUAACCUGAUGGAUAAGAACAUCAUUGAACUGGGAGCAGGGACAGGACUCGUUACUAUAGUAACCAGUCUUCUAGGUGCAAAGGUGACAUCCACUGACCUGCCGGAUGUUCUGGGUAACCUGAGGCACAAUGUUAAACGUAACACCGGAGGACGCUGUCGCCACGAGCCGCACGUGAUGGAGCUCAGCUGGGGUCAGCAGCUGGAAGAACGUUUCCCUUCAUCGUCCUGUAAAUAUGAUUACAUCAUGGCUGCAGAUGUGGUUUACUCCCAUCCGUACCUGGAUGAGCUGAUGGAGACCUUCAUACAUCUAUGUUCGGAUAAUACCGUCAUCUUAUGGGCCAUGAGGUUUCGUCUGGAUCCGGAGAACGGCUUUGUGGACAGAUUUGAGAAACACUUUCACCUGCAGGAGCUCUAUGAUCUUCCCAGUCUUAAGAUCAAGUUGUACAGAGCACAGAAAAGACACGGAGACGCCGCGUAGACCAAAUUAAAUCCAAUUACAGUAUUGUCUGAUUGAUAUAUGACUUUAUUGUUUACACCCUAAAGUUUACCAACAAUCAACCCAUUUACUUUCUUCACAUUCCUGGUCUUACAAUUCACAAUACACCAAAAGGGAUCUUUCAUUGAAAUCCAUGAAACUUUCUCUGUCAUUUUUGUGUAAAUCCCAUUUGAUCACAUCUGCAUAAUGGGGUGAUAAUUUUUGUGAUUACUUGUACACAGCAUGUCAUCACAUGUGCUACAUGUGAUCCACUGAUUUCACAUGGGUUUAACACAAAAAAUAUUCCAAAAACACACAUCCCAUACGGCAAAAAAUACAUUUCUUUGACAAAACUAUGUUUUAAAUAUAUGCUAAAUGCAUUUGGUAAAAAAGGUAACCCUAAUAACCAUAUUUUUUAA
Molecule: messenger RNA, 1423 nt
Organism: Paramisgurnus dabryanus
Lineage: Eukaryota; Metazoa; Chordata; Actinopteri; Cypriniformes; Cobitidae
Gene: mettl21e
Product: methyltransferase like 21e
Source: RefSeq, a predicted model, not a curated record